UUUGACCGAGCAGGAUGGCACGGCAACCAUAAGCAGGAGCAGCUGCACUCAUCACAUGAGAGUAAGUGAGUGACCACGAUCAUGAUGCACAUAAUUCUCGCAGCAAAAAACGCAACACCUUUCCUUGCAACCAAAGACAAGCACUCUCCUUCUUCUCCCUUGAACCUGUCUGUCCCUCACAUGCACCCAUGUCCUUCAGUCCUGUCUCAGUGUCCCUCUCUCUUAUAUACCCCGCAACCACAUCGAGCAUCUCCUACUCUCCACAGCUACGGCUGAUGCAAGAAGAGGUAGGCUAAGCAAGGAGAGUGAUUAUAGUACGUUGAACAGCUUAAGCAGUAGUAGCUAGCUGGCGAGCUAGGUAGGUGGCCGCGCCAUCAAUGGCCGCCGGGUGCAAGGCGGCCAUCGGCUGCGUGGACGCGCGCGCGCCGGUGCGGGCCAGCUACGUCAGCCUCUACAAGUGGCCCGAGUCCGACGCCGAGUUUGUCAAGUCGGUGGCCAUGGCGCGGCGCCAGGGAGGCCAGGAGAGCCCCGCUGCCAGCGCGUGGUGCCACUACAACAGCAGCAGAAGCUGCAACGGCAGCGCCAGCAUGCGCCGCGGCUGCAGCGGCGAGCUGGCGGCGGGGUACUGCAGCCCGCGGGUGGUGGACAGCUACUCGUGCCGGCAGAUGUACCUCCGCAGCUACACCUUCUCCAAGAAGAAGGAGACCGUGCCCGAACGCACGAUGGCGUGUCUCGGCCGCGUCAGGGAGCGCGCCGCCGUGUUCCCGUUCCUCCCGCAGCGCGGUGGGGGAUCAUCUGACGCAGGCUCGGUCGGCAGCGCGAGCAACAUUGCCGGCGCCGGCGGUCACGGCGCGAGCAGAGACAGAGAGGACAUGGGACGCCGUGGCAGGAAGGCGAGGAGGAGCCGGAAGAGGAGGAGGAAGAAAGGCUGCGCCGUGGUGAGGAGGCUGCAGGAGGCGUCGUGCGGCGCGGUGCGCGCCAUCUCCCGCCUCCUCCUCGCCUGCACCACUAGCGUCGACGUCGCCGACGGCAGUGCGCAGCCGUCCCGUUGAAAAUGUCACAUGUGCUGCCAUCCUCUUGUGCAUGCAUGCAUGCAUUCUGCUUUAGCUUGUGUCAAUUUUCGUAUGCCUGGCUGCUGGUAAAUUAAAUUAAAUUUCUCUCGAGCUGGAGUACAGUUGCAAGCAGUAAAUGUAACCUGCAGUAAAUCAUGGACGCAAUCAGACGACCGUACGUAUUGUAAGUUAAUCAAUUUGAUCUUGUGUUAUUUAUUUGGCAUAUAUAUACAGCUGCUAUUGUUCAUGGUUACUUCAGAGUUCAGACACUUCAGUUAUUUAUUUGGCAUAUAUAUACAGCUGCUAUUGUUCAUGGUUACUUCAGUCAGACACAUCAGUCUUUGUAUUGAUCCUGUUACUCCGAAAUUACCACUACUUUUUCUUUUUCUUUCGAAAAGAGACAUCACUACUACUUGCCUGCAGUUUUCUGCAGAAUACUUGACUUUUGAAUUCAAGUUUCAGAAACGAUGUGCAUAAUAGAAUAUUUGUGCAGUAGUACUAGCUUUACAAGUUCCCAAUGGUACUUUUAGACCAUUCGAUAAAGCAAGAAACGGUUGAGAUCCUUAGCUACCACGUACAGAUUUUGGUGGGACGGCAUGUAGGCAGAUCGUAGAUCAAGUUACUUGAGAAGAAGAGCAGGUCCGGAUGAAACAAUGUAUCAAGUUACUUGAGAUCCUAAGCUACCAUGUAUUGAUUUUAGAGUCUACUGCAGCUUACAUUUGGUCACUCAGAUAUUUCUUCAUCUGCUUAGUUACAGAUCAGAAUCAAGCUUUGAUAUUCUGUUCAAAUUGUUGGUGCAAACGGCCUGAUCAAGCUGGUACCCAUGCAUCAGAGAUUGUGACAUGCACACUGACUGCUGAUCACUACUACUAUUUACUACACAUGUGGCCAUAUAAACUAUGGCGCCUUGAUGAAAACGACCUGAAGCUGGUAACCGUAAGUGAUCGUGACAUGCGCGC
This is a messenger RNA of Phragmites australis (common reed), 2011 nucleotides long. RefSeq lists its product as uncharacterized. Bases 378 to 1052 code for a protein of 224 amino acids. The transcript has a single exon. Lineage: Eukaryota; Viridiplantae; Streptophyta; Magnoliopsida; Poales; Poaceae. The record is from RefSeq and is a predicted model, not a curated record.